Molecule: messenger RNA, 401 nt
Organism: Carassius gibelio (silver crucian carp)
Lineage: Eukaryota; Metazoa; Chordata; Actinopteri; Cypriniformes; Cyprinidae
Product: calcium/calmodulin-dependent protein kinase kinase 1-like
Exons: 5
Coding region: 24-401 (125 amino acids)
Biological process (GO): CAMKK-AMPK signaling cascade; protein phosphorylation; activation of protein kinase activity
Molecular function (GO): protein kinase activity; ATP binding
Source: RefSeq, a predicted model, not a curated record
UUCAGGCUCUGGACAUAUGGGCAAUGGGAGUGACGCUGUUUUGUUUCAUCUUUGGAAGGUGUCCUUUUCAUGAUGAAUACAUCUUAGGCCUGCAUGAAAAGAUCAGGACUGCGCCAGUCGAGUUCCCAGACAUGUCUGUGAUCAGUGAUGGGCUGAAGGAUCUCAUCAUCAGAAUGCUGGACAAAGUCCCUGAAGCUAGAAUCACAUUACCAGAAAUCAAGCUGCACCCAUGGGUCACGCUUGAUGGGACGGAUCUUCUGCCUCUGGAGGAGGAGCACUGCACCGUGGUGGAGGUCACUGAGGAGGAGGUGCAGAACUCGACAGCUCUGGAGAAAAUGGGGCUGCUGGGAAACCUCAAAAAGGGAAAUGAAGUUGUUCUUUACAUUACUUUUGUGUUUUAA